AUGCAUUUUCAGGUCCAGUGCUAUGUCAAGAAGGCACUGCCUUCAACAAACAUAGCGCACUGCUUGGAACACUGUUUCAAAGCUGGCAAACAGUGCAAUGCGGUAAUGUUCUUUCAUGACAAGGAUGAAUGUGUUUUGAGUGAAAAAACUCAGUAUUCAAAUCCUGAGGAGUUCCAGGAGCAUGAGGAGGUGGAUUAUUUUGACAACGUAUGCGACUACAGAGCCAGUACUAUCGGUUCUUUGGAAAAGGUAUUAACCGAAAUGACACCAAGUAGCAGUCGAUUAGAGGGAAGGAGAAUGCGAUCCGAGAGCACGCAACGCUUCAGCGAACCAGACCCACGUGUUGUUGUCGAGCACGACACUUUAUCCACCACCAAUGUCGAAUUGGAGCCAACACAUGGACGUUAG
Gongylonema pulchrum is the source of this 408-nucleotide messenger RNA. NCBI's taxonomy places the organism in Eukaryota, Metazoa, Nematoda, Chromadorea, Rhabditida, Gongylonematidae. The record is from the annotation of a GenBank genome assembly.